Asterias rubens (European starfish) is the source of this 1285-nucleotide messenger RNA. RefSeq names its product COMM domain-containing protein 1-like. Gene Ontology annotation, cellular component: endosome. The record is from RefSeq and is a predicted model, not a curated record. The transcript has 4 exons. Lineage: Eukaryota; Metazoa; Echinodermata; Asteroidea; Forcipulatida; Asteriidae. Gene Ontology annotation, biological process: negative regulation of protein localization to cell surface; negative regulation of sodium ion transmembrane transport; copper ion homeostasis. Bases 1 to 567 code for a protein of 188 amino acids.
AUGGCGACCGAGGAGGAGGAGGCUCGCACUGUUUUGGGUUUGUUAAACGGACUAGCAAAACGUGAAUACCUCGGCCAGGAGGAAUUAAGUGAUGAGUUUCUGAAGGAGGAGUUGAUGGCCGAUACAAGUGAAGAGGAUUUCUUGGCAUUGCUGGCUAAAAUCAAGAGUUUGAUGAAGAAUAUAGUCUCGGCCAAUAUGGAUGUGAAUCAACUUGAAGCAUUCCUUACAUCACAGACCAAGAAGAAAGGUGGAAUCAACUCGGCACAAGCAACUGCUUUCAGCAAAUUCUGGAGGAGCAAUAGAACUAAAAUUCACAAUAGUAUUGUUGCCAAGUGCACAUGGGGAAACAAACUGACGGGCAUGAGUUGGAGGAUUGAUAUUAAGAGUCAAGCUAAACAUAUUGAGCAGAUAAAUACCCCUACCGCCAUCGUUGAAUUACAAAUUGCUCAACAGAACUCAGAUCAGGAAGCUGAUGUUGUACGUUUUGAGAUGGACGAAGUGAAAUUAGCGAAAAUAACAAAAGAUCUGGAUGUGAUGGAGGCACAACUAGCUGCUUAUUGCCAAUGACAUAAUCUACAAGAUAGAAACUAUUCCCUGACUUCCUCCAGCCAUAAUAUGAAGUGUCAAUGUUUGAUUUCCGCAUCACACUCGGAAAUAAUUCAUCAUCUGCAAUUUUGUACAUGACUUGAGAUGUACACUCAUCUUCGUGUUGUUCUCCCAAUUGGUGAAUACAUAGUGUAAACUCGGAGCGUGGAGAUGUAAUUAAGUGAAUGUGUUUGGCACAUUAGCUCGUCGAGGAGGAUGUCUUACGAGCAAUUGAUGUUUAACCAACCGUGUUCAGCUAUAUCGUAUUCUAUCUUGGACUGUGAAUCCAUGCCUUGAUCCAACAUAGUAAGUGAGCAACCAUACGUCAAAGUGUCAGCCUGAAGACCUAGUGUUUGACAUUUAUGAAGUACUGUUCUCAAAGCGACAUUGCUUGAAGGAUUAACUGAUAUUUUUCUGUAGGCACAUUAAUCACCCUAUGUGUUGAACAUUCACCAACGCAGGUUGCAAACAUAAACAAAACAGCUUGUGUUUUCUCUAGAGGUUUUGUGUACAUUCAGUCAUUCAUAUGAGGUGAUUGCAAAGUCAAUUAAUAAUGAAAGUCAAUUAAUAAUGUCCCAAACAUAGCCUUGCUCAAAGCAGUCGAAUUAUGCACUCCGAAAAAAGGCCGCCGCUGUAUAAAAACCCACCUGUAUUCACUGUGCGUAACAUCGCACGACACGAUGCCCCCGUACACUAUCCG